Messenger RNA from Dreissena polymorpha, 3221 nucleotides. RefSeq lists its product as uncharacterized. The coding region runs from base 258 to 1037 and encodes 259 amino acids. NCBI's taxonomy places the organism in Eukaryota, Metazoa, Mollusca, Bivalvia, Myida, Dreissenidae. The transcript is spliced from 10 exons. The record is from RefSeq and is a predicted model, not a curated record.
AGGCCUGUUGGUCCACGGUCGCCCAAAUCAUUUUGGCCAAUCAGAACACUGAUCUUGAAUCAGGGGAGAGGAUAGGCUAUAGUGAAGAACAUGUCUGGUGCAGCAGCGAUGUUCGUGUUCUUAUUGCCGGGGAUUCCAAUGUCCAUCGUUUGAAGUCUGCAUGUCCUCCAAAUGCAAGGAUUGACUUUCUGCCCGUAUCUGGUGCAAAGUAUGUGUCUGACCGGAAGGGCUUUAGAAAGCUGCUGCAUCAAGAGCUGAUGUCAGGUUGUUACGACAUAUUGUACCUGCAUCUUGGCUCUAACGAUGUUUGCUGCAAGGAUAGCAAUUUCUACCGUUGUGUGACUGAGAUCCUUGAUGUUGUAUUCAGUGUGUGCACUGAAAUACACGUGGUGCUUUGCGUGAUUCUUCCACGUGAUUUUGAUGUGAGAAUGUUUCCCCGAUGGCCACUCUCAGGGGCACAGUUGAGGAACUACUGCCAGUGGAUAAGGAGCGCAAACAGCAUGCUGUGGGAACUGAGUCACCAUGUGCCUUCUGUGAGAUACAUGGACUAUGCAGCAACUAAACAGAAGUCCCUGUACUUGUCCCAUGAUGGACUACAUCUGAGUGCUGAAGGGGCUAGGAGGUGUUUAGCAUCCAUACAUGACGACCUGCCAAACCAGCUGUGUGUGGAGGCUGCUGUUCAAGAUCCUACAGAAUGGCCAGCUCUCUCAGCCACGGAAGUACCGGUUCAGGAGCAUGACAGCACCAUAGCACUCUUUUCGGAUAUUGUGCAGACUGGAGCUCAACCAGAGAUUCAAGACAAGGUGGAUGCAAGUGAAGUACCAGUUCCCAGGGACAUUAAGCCUCAGACACAUAAAAUAACGGUUGUCACAGCCAGAGCUAAGAGGUAUGCAACCAGAAAUGUCAAAAGAUAUGGAAAGAAGGUCAAAGGUCAAGAUCACUGUGAACUCUUAAAAAAAAGAAACUGCACCUGCAGCCGAGCGUUGGCACCUGCUAUGCGGUGCUCUUGUUUUUAUUCAUCAUCAUGUUACUGGUAGUGAAAUAUGUGUGAAAUAAAUAGCCAUAAAAUACCGAUAGGGAAAGCACAGUAAAUAAAUGCAGAUUUAUACAUGUUAUCAAGGAAUAGGAAGCUUGUUUGGUGCAUUUUGUUUUGUUGUUUUUGCUUUCGUUGAAAAAAAUCUAUUUGUUAACAUUUACAUGUAUUAUAUCCUUGAAGUCAUUAAUUUCUGGCACAUCUUUUUAUGCCGCCGAAGGAGGGCAUAUAGUCUGUCUGUCACACUUUACGUUUAGGUUUCGAAAAAUGCUCAUAACUUCUAUGUUGCUUCAGAUAGCAACUUCAUAUUUGGCAUGCAUGUGUAUAUUGACAAAGCCUUUCCAUGCGCACACAAAUUUUGACCCCUGUGACCUUGACCUUGAACUUAGGGUCUGCGUUUAGGUUUCGAAAUCUGUGUUUAAGUUUCGAAAAAAGCUCAUAACUUCUAUCAAGCGUUUAUAGGGGGCAUAAGUCAUCCUAUGGUGACAGCUGUUGUUUACCUAUAUAUACAUAAAUGUAAUGCAUUCUUAAGUAGUUUCAUAAAAAUCACCUUUCUUAAUGGAAUUACAUACAACAUAAACAUAUGCCAACAUAAGGCACUCAUUGUUGCUUUAUUUUUAGACACCCCAACAAUAUUUAUUAGCGAGGCUGUUUUCGGAGAAAACCCGAGGUAUUGUCAUAGCCUGCUCGUCGUCCACCGGCGUCGUGCUAAAACCUUAUCAUUGGCUCUAAAAUCAAAGUGCUUCCACCUUCAACUUUGAAACUUCAUAUGUAUAUGCACCUUGAUGAGUUCUACACACCACACCCAUUUUGGGUCACUAGGUCAAAGAUCAAGAUCACUCUGACAAGCUUUUGCAGCCGAGCAUGGCACCCGUUAUGCGGUGCUCUUGUUUUAUAUUAAAACUUGCUGCAUGAAUGCUAUUACUGCAGUAACUCUCUUGUUAGUUUUAUGUCAAAUAGGUUUAAUCGUUUUGUUAGUUUUAUAUUGACGGUCAUUGGAAUUAGUGGUCGUCCAAUAUUGUCCGGGACAACAAAAAUAUAGUUCAGACAUAGUUUCCCUUUUUUACUGGAUGGCAAUUUUUAGCCUGAAUGAAUAUUAAUUUUACAUGAUUAUGCAUUCACAGACACUGCAUUAAUGAUCCUGUUUUUUCGUCAUGCAUUAAAGGUCAUGCUGCAGUGAAUUUGUUUACCUUGACAUUACUGAAGAUGUGGCUGUUUUCCUGCCUGCAUACAAGUUGAAUGGCUUAUGCUUGAAACGCAAGAAGAUGGAAGUCAAGACUGGUAAGGUUAAAAGGGAGAAACCUACCAUGACGAAAAAGAAGAACAAACAGAUGACGCAGCCGGUCAAUCACCGACCGGUCGCACAGCCAGCAAGAGUAGUAAUUCCUCGGCUUUAUCUUCUUCACUUUCCGACCGGUCUUAGCACGUGCCUCUGACAUCAACGGCUUCAUGGGGUCUGCCGUCAGCGCUUGCACCCAGCGAACGCGGUCUGUUACCCGGAGGUACACAGUCGUGUUGCCUUUUACCACGCAAAUGGGGCAUUGCCUUGGGAUAGGCUUUGCGUUUGGUGUCUGAAAUAUUAGUUUGAAAUGUGUACGAAGCAGGUGGCUAUCAAUAUAUAUGAUUUAUUAAGAGAUGAUGAGAUAACGGACCCAGUUAAUUGAUUGAAAUAAUGAUUAUGUGAUUGAAGCUGUUAUGCUAGGGUAAAAUACCAAGGAAUGUGUAUAGAUAUUGUUAACUUUUUUUUAAUGGUGUUAAAAAUGAAUAUUUUAUUGCAAUAUUUGCACAUGCUUUGUUUUAUUUUACAAAGUAAUCACUAUUAACCUUAAGUUUAUUCUCAUGAAAAAAACAUACCAUUAAAUAGCAAUACUGAUUACUUUAUCUAUUUGAGUGACAUUAAGAGUGACCAUGUACAUGUAUAUAUCAAUCUAUACUGUCUAACCCCCCUUGCAGAUAUUAUUGACAGGUAAAUAUAAUAUUAUAUACCGUCUUAUAACGAUUCAAGACUUGGCCAAAAUAAGGCCCCAUUCCCUCAACAAAAAAGUAUUAAUUUUUCCCCAGAUAAAAAUUCACCCGACACUCAAGCAAAUUAAUUGCCCUAGACCCAGAAUUGUCAAGUUUAAAAUGUUUAAAACUAAAUAGAAUUGUUAUGUAUUUAAUUUGGCGGUGAUUAAAAAAACAUAUUAUA